This is a messenger RNA of Fonsecaea pedrosoi CBS 271.37, 276 nucleotides long. RefSeq lists its product as uncharacterized. The transcript has 3 exons. The record is from RefSeq and is a predicted model, not a curated record. Bases 1 to 276 code for a protein of 91 amino acids. Lineage: Eukaryota; Fungi; Ascomycota; Eurotiomycetes; Chaetothyriales; Herpotrichiellaceae.
AUGUCUGGCAAAGACGGUACUAGCGGAGAAACCGGCUCCUCCGUCCCCUCCGUCCCCUCUGGGAGCUCAUACUACCCGUACCAGAUCAUCAAGUCUGGCGUCAACAAUGUAGGGAAUGGAUGGGACACCCGCAUUCGGCCUGGAGGCUUUGCCUCCCACUACUCCAAUGCUGAUGGCUCCUACUACUACUCCAAUGCCAACGGUACUACAUACUAUGACAAUGGCUACGGAGGCUCGAUCUAUACAGCUCCCAGUGGCUACGUCUACAAGAAGUGA